UUACAAAAGCUCUCCCCAAGCCCGGCCCAGCGGAAGGAGCGAGUCGGGAGUUGUUUGUUUCUGCGCGCACCUCCACCGCCCCUCCUUGCGGAGAGAAUCGGGGUGACUGACUGGUCCGAAGGAACGAGCCCUGAGCUCGCAGCAGCAAAGAUGAAAUUCUUCUUGGACAUGGUGCUGCUCCUGCCCUUCCUGGUUCUCUUCUGCCUAGAGUCUCUGGUGAAGCUUUUUAUUCCUAAGAAGAAAAAAUCCGUCAGCGGAGAAAUUGUGCUAAUCACUGGAGCGGGACACGGAAUCGGGAGGCAGACCGCCUAUGAAUUUGCCAAACUGAAAAGCAAACUGGUUCUCUGGGAUAUCAAUAAGCAUGGAAUUGAGGAGACAGCUGCGGAAUGCAGGAAGCUGGGUGCCCAGGCCCACCCUUUUGUAGUAGACUGCAGUAACCGAGAAGACAUUUACAACUCUGCCAAGAAGGUCAAGGCCGACGUUGGAGAUGUUAGUAUUUUAGUAAAUAAUGCUGGGGUAGUCUACACAUCUGAUUUGUUUGCUACACAAGACCCUCAGAUUGAAAAGACUUUUGAAGUUAAUGUACUUGCGCAUUUCUGGACCACAAAGGCAUUUCUUCCAGCGAUGAUGCAGAAUAACCACGGCCAUAUUGUCACUGUGGCUUCAGCGGCGGGUCAUACUGUGGUCCCCUUCCUGCUGGCUUAUUGUUCCAGCAAGUUUGCUGCUGUUGGAUUCCAUAGAGCUUUGACGGACGAGCUGGCUGCCUUGGAACGCACGGGAGUCAAGACGACGUGUCUCUGCCCUAAUUUUAUAAACACUGGCUUCAUCAAAAAUCCAAGUACCAGCCUGGGACCCACCCUGGAGCCUGAGGAAGUGGUGAGCAAGCUGAUGAAUGGGAUCCUGACGGAGGAGAAGAUGAUUUUUGUGCCGUCUUCCAUACGUUUGCUAACGAUUCUGGAAAGGAUCCUUCCUGAGCGUUUCCUGGUGCUCUUAAAACAAAGGGUCAACGUUAAGUUUGAUGCCGUCAUUGGAUAUAAAGCCAAGAAGCAAUGAGUGCCCUAUCUUUCUGGAGCCUGAUUUGCCAAGUUUAAGUUGAUCUCACGUAAUGCCAAUCACGAGUUUGAAUGUUGGAACUUCUGUUUCUUCCUAAUUGGCUUCUCUCCCCUCCCCCAUAUCACUU
Molecule: messenger RNA, 1180 nt
Organism: Ochotona princeps (American pika)
Lineage: Eukaryota; Metazoa; Chordata; Mammalia; Lagomorpha; Ochotonidae
Gene: HSD17B11
Product: hydroxysteroid 17-beta dehydrogenase 11
Exons: 7
Coding region: 151-1053 (300 amino acids)
Cellular component (GO): lipid droplet
Molecular function (GO): oxidoreductase activity, acting on the CH-OH group of donors, NAD or NADP as acceptor
Source: RefSeq, a predicted model, not a curated record